Saccharomyces eubayanus is the source of this 708-nucleotide messenger RNA. It is a transcript of the gene RRP17, whose product is annotated as rRNA-processing protein RRP17. Gene Ontology annotation, cellular component: nucleolus. NCBI's taxonomy places the organism in Eukaryota, Fungi, Ascomycota, Saccharomycetes, Saccharomycetales, Saccharomycetaceae. Gene Ontology annotation, molecular function: RNA binding. The coding region runs from base 1 to 708 and encodes 235 amino acids. The transcript has a single exon. The record is from RefSeq and is a predicted model, not a curated record.
AUGGCUGUUCACACUAAUAGACAGAUCCUUACGAGGGGAAAGAACUAUGCUACAAAGCAAUCAAAGAAAUUUGGUACCGAUGAGGUAACGUUUGACAAGGAUUCCCGUCUUGAUUAUUUGACCGGGUUCCACAAAAGAAAAGUGCAAAGGCAGAAGAAGGCACAAGAAUUCAACAAGGAGCAGGACAGGCUCAGGAGAAUUGAAGAAAGACAGAAAGUUCGUCAGGAACGUAAAGAGAUAAUGGAAGAGCAGUUAAAGACGUUUAAAGAAAGUUUGAACUUGGAGGCCGAGAUAGAAGAUGCAAAAAAGGGUGAUGUUGACGGUGCCAAGGUAGAGUCUGACGAUUCCUGGCACGGGUUUGAUUCCGAUGAAGAAGAAGUCGAUGGCGACAAAGAAGGCAACGACGUGAAGCCCAUUUUGAAGAAGGGCGCCGUUACUGAAAUAUACGAUGACUCAACUACAGUAGAAGUGGAAUCUUUGGAGCCCAACGAUAACUUUGAAUAUUUGGCCAACUUGAACAAUGUCAAGUUGGAAAAGGCAGAAAAAGUGCUCACCCAAAGCAUAAACAGAGCUACCAAAUACGCCAAAUUUUUAGGUGUGGAUGACAAGCAAAAGAAGAAGCCAAAGGUAAAGAAGUUUAGAUAUUUGACCAAGAAUGAAAGAAGAGUAAACCAAAGGAAGGCUAACGACAAUAAGCGCAGGAGAUGA